AUGCAGCUGGGGCACCCCUGGGACUGGUUCUUCUUCGGUGUCGAGGGUCUAACUUCGAACUUCUGGGGUCUUCGUUGCCCAGAAGAUCCAGAGCUCACCCAGCUACAUCUGGACAUUGAAGGCCUCUCCUUGAGGGCCUGGGCCACUGCCUCUUCCACCGCCGCUGCGGAGGCCCCAGGCUAUGCGGGCCUAGUUGGGCCAUCGAUGCUUGCUACAGCUCUUGCAGUGGGUCUCUUGGACACGGGUGCCAGUGGUUACGUGACAGCCACAGAAGGCGAGCAGGCCGAGGAUGUGGAGCAUGGGGCUCUGCCAAAAGCUGCCCGUCAAAAAGUAGGCACCAAGGCAGACCACAGGGCUCUUGCUUUGCAGGUCCAGGCGGUUGCGCAGAAACAGGACCAGUUGCUGGGUGCACAUUCGGGCCCCCCGGACCCGCUGGGAGAUGCUGGCAACUCUGCCACCGCCGAGCCUCUUCUUCCUGCCGCUCGCCCUCUGUUGCGGAGACCGCUGUCAAGGGUUCCUCCUCUGCAAGCCACGCCGAAGAGGCUGGCCGAUGUGCUGGGCCCGCCUCCUCCAGUAAGGGUGCACGCGUCACAGCUUUCAGAAGAGGAGCCCCUGCCUGGCAUUUCCACCGAAGAGCUCGUAGAAGACACCAGCGGCAAUGCCCUUGCUCAGGCCAUGCUCCUCCAGGCCCGGGCUCUGACCUUACUCGUGGGCCAGAUCUCGACGGCCAGCUCCGACCCCCUCACAGACCUUCAGAGCACCCAAAAGUCUUUCCACGAAGGGGACGCUUGGACGUCAAAAGCUGCAACAAGAACUGGCCCAACGGACGGCAGCUUCUUCGAGCGCGCCUACCAAGCAGCAGCCAGACGGAUGGAUCCAACUGUGUCAAGUGCCCAAGCCGCCGAGCUCUCCCAGCAAGGUCCCGUGAUGCAGAGAUACCUGGAAAGGUAUGGAGGCUUCAGCAAGAACAAGGAGCUGGGCCUUAUCCAGUGGCAACUCACCCUAGCCCUGGACCUGUUCGCCAAGAGAGAAGCCAAGGGUGCAGAUACGAUAGCCCAAAUCAUGAUUAUGGUGAAGCAAUGGGCAUUGGACGGCCGGAGCGAUCUGGCUUGGCUGUUAACGUUGCAGCCAGAUCCACCGAAUUCAGUCUUCCAGGACGACCAACAGAUUGGCGCAAGCUCUCUCAGGCCUUUCAGCUCCCUGGCCGACCAGAGAAUCAUCGCUACCACUCUCGCCUACGUAAAAGAGCUGGAUGCUCUUACAACAAAAGGGCAAAGUUCUCAAAGCCGAAGAACCAGCAGCCGUCUGCACCCCGGGUGGACCCCCCGGCGGCUCAGAGGACUUUAG
Molecule: messenger RNA, 1347 nt
Organism: Symbiodinium natans
Lineage: Eukaryota; Dinophyceae; Suessiales; Symbiodiniaceae
Source: the annotation of a GenBank genome assembly